AUGGCCACAGCUAGAGACAGGGCCAGGGCUCUGAAUUCUCUCCCACAGGCGCUAGGCGCGUGGUCCUUGCUCAUAUGGCUCAGGGUCUAACUGAGCGUCUAUCCUGGGGCAAUUAGGCGGAAUUUUGCAGGCGUCUCUGUUUUCCUCACAGAAUUUCUGGCCACCGCUAGGCGCCGCCGGACUCAGCAGAGCCCAGCUCGCAGUGAGCGGAGCGCUCAGCCUGGCUGGGCUGGAGGCUGCUCGCUCUUUGAUCCUCCUGCUGCGGGGGUCAGGAGCGGGCGCCGGGGACCCGGCUCGCUCGAAGGGUAACUCAUCGGUAGCUUGCAAAUCUGCAGGCAAUGAUGUAGGCUAAAUUUUUAUUUAAAAAAAAUUGCUGAGCACUUCUUAGCUAGACAGAACUUUUUAGUAUCAUUCAAUGCCUAACAUUGCAGAAGGUGAAAGGGAGAAUGGUUCUCGACACAAAGAAAACAGACCUGAAAAAUCUCCAGAAGCUACUCUUCAUAAUGAUGUAAAGCCAUAUUGCACUUCAGAUGCAUCUGCUGCGUCACUGGGUCCUACUGGAGAUGGGCAUUAUCCAUGGGGAUGUCCUGUGACUCACACCCGAGAAAAAAUUUAUACUAUCUGCUCAGACUAUGCUUUUUUAAACCAGGUAACGUCUGUUCAUAAAAGUCCAAGUGCUACAGUUAGUGCCUGCCUCCCAGAUAGUGCUGCCUUAAAUGUUGGAAAUAAUACACCUAACUUCAUUGGCAUUCAAAGUGGAACUUCUGAGAUAAUCUAAGAAGACACUAACUUGGAAAAUUUAUCUAGUAUUGGAAAGCUUCCACUGGCAUGGGAAAUUGACAAAUCAGAGUUCAAUGGAGUGACCAAAUCUGAAAAAGAGCAGGCAGGAAACAUGAAGAAACAAGUAACAAAGAAAAAAUCUUUGGACAAAAAAAGCAAACAAUACAGGGAGUGUUCUCAACAUUCCACUGUUGAAGAAAUAAAGCAGCGGAAAGUGCUCGACCUCAGGAGAUGGUAUUGUAUUAGCCGACCACAAUAUAAGACUUCCUGUGUUUCCUCUCUAGUGUCUUGCUGGAUACUAUAUAGCAUACUGGGGGCUGGAAACCUGCCACCUAUUACUCAAGAAGAAGCCUUGCAUAUUUUGGGCUUUCAACCCCCAUUUGAGGAAAUUAGGUUUGGUCCCUUUACAGGAAAUACAACUUUAAUGAGGUGGUUUAGACAGAUUAAUGAUCAUUUCCAUGUAAAAGGCUGUUCAUAUGUUCUAUAUAAACCUCAUGGGAAGAACAAGACAGCUGGAGAAACGGCUGCAGGGGCCUUGGUAAAGUUAACACAAGGACUGAAAGAUGAGUCGAUGGCCUAUAUCUAUCAUUGCCAAAAUCAUUAUUUUUGUCCAAUUGGAUUUGAAGCUACCCCUGUAAAAGCUUGUAAAGCAUACAGAGGUCACCUCUUGCAACAAGAAGUGGAAUAUUGGAUCUUAAUUGGAGAACCAAGUAGAAAACACCCUACCAUUCACUGUAAAAAGUGGGUAGAUAUUGUUACUGACCUGAACACUCAAAAUCCAGAAUACUUGGAUAUUCGACACCUGGAGCGGGGUCUGCAGUACAGAAAAACAAAGAAGGUAGGAGGAAACCUGCAUUGUAUCAUUGCUUUUCAGAGACUUAACUGGCAAAGGUUUGAUCCUUGGAACUUCCCAUUUGGAAACAUUAGACGAGAUAUGCAACCACAAGCACAGGGAAUUGCCAAAUCUGAAAGCGAAGACAAUAUCACCAAGAAACAGCAUGGACAUCUGGGUAGAUCUUUCAGUGCGGGUUUCCAUCAAGAAUCCAUGUGGAAGAAGAUGUAUAAUCUUCAUGGGAGGAGGAACAGUGGAUAUCAGAGUUAUACUGAUUAUGAAGGGAAUGAUAGAACAAUGGGAGUUCAAGGACUUUGGAAACUGCUUGAAUGCUCUGGAAGACCCAUAAACCCAGAAACUUUGGAAGGAAAAAUUCUUGCUGUUGAUAUUAGCAUUUGGUUGAAUCAAGCAGUAAAAGGAGCAAGGGACCGUCAUGGUAACACCAUACAAAAUGCUCACCUACUCACUUUGUUCCAUCGACUCUGCAAGCUGUUAUUUUUUCGAAUCCGGCCUGUCUUCGUUUUUGAUGGGGAGGCACCACUACUGAAGAGGCAAACUUUGGCAAAACGAAGACAAAGAAAAGAUUUGGCAGUCAGUGACUCUAAGAAAACUACUGAAAAACUCUUGAAAACUUUCCUGAAAAGACAAGCUAUCAAAACAGCUUUAACAGGCAAAAGCAAUGAAGCACUGCCCAGUAUUUCACAAGUUCGAAGAGAAGAAAUUGAUGAUAUGUAUGUAUUGUCUUCUUUACAAGAGGAAGAAAAAAAGAGUUCAGAAGACGAAGAUGAAAAAGAGUGGGAAGAGAGAAUGAGCCAAAAAAAAAUAUUGCAGGAAGAAUUCUUUGACAAUCCUCAUUCUGUAGACAUUGAAUCAGAAGACUUCAGCAGUCUGCCUCCAGAAGUGAAACAUGAAAUCCUGACAGACAUAAAGGAGUUUACAAAGCGACGAAGAACAUUAUUUGAGAGAAUGCCAGAGGAGUCCAAUGACUUCUCACAAUACCAACUCAAGGGUUUGCUUAAAAAAAACAAUCUAAAUCGAUACAUAGAAAAUGUGGAAAAAGAGAUGAGCCAGCAGGACUCAGGCCACAUCCAGACCGAGUAUGAAAAUGAGGGAGGCUUCAUGAAACAAGUGGAAAGCAAGAGGGUAAUCUCUGAAGAUACUUCUCACUACAUUCUGAUAAAAGGUAUUCAAGUAAAGGAAACCACCAGUACCCACUUAGAAACUCUUUCAGUUGGGCAUUCUUCCACAGGACCUGAAUAUAAUAUACCUGAUAAAUUACAAAAUGAAAUGGAUUCUAAUGCCAAACCACCUUCACCUGAAAAGUUAAAGACAGAGAAUGCUAGCAAUGCAGUUGGAGCACCACCUUCUCCCAGGACUUUGCUUGCUAUACAGGCAGCUAUGUUAGAAAGCAGCUCAGAAGAGGAGCCAGAGGAUGAAGAUAAAAGGCAGCUGAAUUUGGACCAAGCCACUCUCUGCCCCAGUAUAGCUGAAGACAGUGUAUCACCAAGAACACUACAGGCUGCUCAGCAAGCUGUAAGUGGUAGUGGUGGUGACGAUAUGAGAGCAGUUAUUACCAUUAGUGCUGAUAGAACACGAAUGGAAAUGUCAGGAGUGAAGAAUCUUAUUAGUAGCUCAGAUGAGGAAGAUGAGGUUCCUAAAAUUAAGGAUGGAAAGGAGCCGCUACUUUUACCUACCGUUCUUUCAACAAACACCGUCCUUAUGCAAGAAACAAGUCAGUCAGAUUUUUUCCCGAUUCCUGUAUCUAAAGGCGUGUCCACGCCAUGUGUUAAAAAUGACUCCUCUGUUGAAAUCAUUAGAAUAGAUAACGAAGAGACAGAAGAUGAACAAGAUUAUACUUCAAAAGUGGAGUCAUAUUCUCUGCAAGAAAAUACGAAUAUUUGCAUGCAGAAAUCAAUAAGUUCCACAACAAAGACCAUUUCGGUAGCUAUGAUUCAUUUAGAAACUACAGAAAUUCCCAACAACGGGGAGUCUGAAAAUAUAGAGUGUGAUUUACCAAAAGCUGAAAAGAAUACUUCUGAGCUACAGCAUCCACUUUCAGUCACUCCAGAAAUAGCAAAUUCUGAUGAGGAAAGAGUACAAAGGAAAUCACAGUUUGAAGAUAGUGAUUCAGAUGGUACGUGGAAUGUGCUGAUUUAUAAAUCAGAAGAACUUUCCGAUACUACGCUUAAUAUUCCAACAGUAUUCAGUCUUUCUGAUUGUCAAAAAGAAAUUCAUCAUUUGGAAAUUUUUCUUGACAAAAACCCAGCAGUGUAUCAAAGCACAGUAGGUAGCUUUAUUGAAGUGGACAGUCAAAGUAGUAAUGACACUGGGCUUCCAGGUGAAAUAUUUAAAACAUCACAUGCUCCCUCUGAACCUGAUGAGACAUUGGCUGUUGAAGCAGCAGCUACAGAACUGGAGAAGGAAGGAGAAGAUGGUGCCACAGAGAACCUCCUUAAAGACGCUGAAGAAGUGCAGUUGACUAUUCAUCAGAAUGCUGAAACCGAAAAAGACAGGGAAGAUGCAGUGAAUGAGUGGCAAGAUAUUAGUUUGGCGGAAUUGGAAGCUCUGGAAAACAACCUUUCUGUUGAGCAAAACGUGCUUCAGGCUCAAAAACAACAGCAGGAGCGUAUUGCUGCCACUGUAACAGGACAGAUGUUCUUGGAAAGUCAGGAGCUUCUCCGUCUGUUUGGUGUUCCUUACAUUGAAGCACCUAUGGAGGCAGAGGCUCAGUGUGCUGUCUUGGACCUUACUGAUCAGACAUCUGGGACGAUCACUGACGAUAGUGAUAUUUGGCUAUUUGGAGCACGGCAUGUUUAUAAAAAUUUCUUCAGUCAGGACAAGUAUGUGGAAUAUUACCAAUAUGUGGAUAUUCAAAACCAGCUAGGAUUAGACAGAAGCAAGUUCAUUAAUUUGGCCUAUUUGCUUGGAAGUGACUACACUGAAGGAAUACCAUCUGUUGGCUGUGUAACAGCAAUGGAGAUUUUAAAUGAAUUCCCUGGCCCUGGAAUGGAACCUCUCUUAAAAUUCACUGAAUGGUGGACUGAGGCUCAGAAGAAUAAGAAAAUAAGAUCCAAUCCACAUGAUACCAAAGUAAAGAAAAAACUGCAGCAACUGCAGCUGAGUCCUGGCUUCCCAAAUCCAGCAGUAGUAAAAGCUUACCUGAAACCUGUGGUGGAUGAGUCAAAGGGGUCAUUCAUCUGGGGAAGGCCUGACGUAGAACAGAUCAGAGAAUUCUGUCAGAGUUGCUUUGGCUGGACUAGAACAAAGACAGAUGAAGUCCUUUUGCCUGUACUUAAACAGCUGAACUCACAACAGACUCAACUUCGAAUUGAUUCAUUCUUCAGACUAGCACAACAUGAAAAGCAAGCCAUUAAGAGCCAGAGACUUCGAAGAGCUGUAACUUGUAUGCGGAGGAAAGAAAAAGAAGCAGCAGCUGAUGAGGCUAUUGCUGUUGUAGAAAGAGAAUUCAAACACGGUGAGAAAACUAAAGGAAAAAUAGCUGUCCAAGACACAACAGAUCGAGCUACUGCAGCACAAAGCCAAAGGGUAAAAAGGAAAAAACAUUCAAAGUCCGAAGAGGAGAGUUUCCAUGGAGGCGGUUUCAUUGGUGAGUUGCAGCUGUCAGAAGCAUCCAGUGGGUCUUCAGGGGAGGAUUCUGAAAGCAAAGUUUUAAGUAAGAGCAAAAGAGGAAAAACUGUCAAGGAAUCAGCAAUUCAGAAAAUCACAGCGAGACAGGAGGAAGACAUGAAUAGUAGCUCAAGUGGUGAGGAUGAAGAUGAAGAAAGCACAGUCAUGGUGACUGCCCGAUCUGUGUUUGAGGGCAAAAAAGGGAAAUCAUGGAAUAAGAGAGGAAGAAAAAAGAAAAAGUGCUAACUGUGGGUUUUUUGUGUUUUAUGAUCAAGUCUUGAUUUGUACUCUAAGGAAUUCUAUGGUAGAAAAGAAUAAAUGUAAAUUAUCCCUUG
This is a messenger RNA of Gopherus evgoodei (Goodes thornscrub tortoise), 5574 nucleotides long. Its product is annotated as DNA repair protein complementing XP-G cells-like. The record is from RefSeq and is a predicted model, not a curated record. Lineage: Eukaryota; Metazoa; Chordata; Testudines; Testudinidae. Gene Ontology annotation, molecular function: single-stranded DNA binding; DNA endonuclease activity. Gene Ontology annotation, biological process: nucleotide-excision repair. Gene Ontology annotation, cellular component: nucleus.